Messenger RNA from Exophiala xenobiotica, 447 nucleotides. RefSeq lists its product as uncharacterized. Lineage: Eukaryota; Fungi; Ascomycota; Eurotiomycetes; Chaetothyriales; Herpotrichiellaceae. The transcript has a single exon. The record is from RefSeq and is a predicted model, not a curated record. The coding region runs from base 1 to 447 and encodes 148 amino acids.
AUGGACACCUUCUCGUCCCUCCCACCCUUCCAAUACCUCGUCGCCUACUUCAUCCCAAUCAUGCUGUUGGGCGUUUUUCUCGGCUCGCUCGUCAGCCCACACGCCAUCUGCGCAUCGGCAUGCUUUCCGCAACCGGCCGACAAGCCCAUGCAGACGUUCUUCUACCUGUUCGCCGUGCGCGAGUUGUGUCUGGGUCUCGCCUUGUUGACUCUAGAAGCGUACGACGAGUGGCGCGCCGCGACGAUCCUGUUGGCCUGUAUAGGGAUCAAUGGUGUCGGCGACUUUUUGAUCUCAGGAUUCCAGUUGGGAACGGCAAAGGGAAACGGAAAUGGAAAGUCAAAAGGAAACGCAGGGGCAUCGUGGUGGUGGUCGUCGUUCAUGAUCCAUGGCACUCCCACCAUCAUUGGGUAUUGGACCGUGUGGAAGUUGUGGCAGGAACAUUUUUGA